CUGAAGGUGUUUGCACUAUCAAGAUAAAAAAAGUCAUAACUGCGUUUGCGCAAGAAUAUGCGUUAAAAAUAUAUUGUUUUCACAAAUUGAGGUAAUUUAUAUUAAUUUGCUUUUAUCUAUAUCAAGAAAACAUUACUCAAUUGUUGAAAUAUAGCCGUCUUUACAAUAACUACCGGCGCAUGAACAUAUCGAUCGUUGAAAAUUGACGGAGAAUGUCGCGAGAAAUAAUUUGAGAAUUCAAAGGUUUCGUCUGACAGUUACAAUGUCGCAGUUCUCGUGUAAAAUGCACACGACAGAAGAACGCUAUUACAAAAUUAGUCAGGUACUUCUUAAGACUCUUGGUUUAUGGCCUUACCAACAAUCAUAUUUCACGCGAAUACAUAAAAUGCUGUUUGCCAGCCUUCUUUUAACAUUUAUUCUUGCCCAGUUGUUGGUAUUCGUUACAACGCAAUAUAAUAUAAAUCUUCUUCUCAAGAUUCUUUCAACUGUUUUUCCUAUUCUUUUCGUCACUAUAAAGUAUUGUUAUUUUAUCAUUCAAGCAAAUAGUGUAAAAAAAUUAUUAGAACAAAUGCGAGAUGAUUGGAAAUUAUUGAAAAAUAAAUUAGAAGUUAUCAUUAUAGAAAAAUACGUUUAUGACAUACAAUUUUUUUCAAUAACUUCGAUAGUGAUUGGUUUUCUUUCUUUGUUAUUGCUCACAAUACUUCAAUGUUUGCCAUUUAUCCUUGACAUUAUAUUACCACUGAACGAAUCACGGCCCUUUCGAAUGUUUAUAAUCACAGAAUAUUUUAUCAACCAAGAAAAAUAUAUUUAUAUUAUAUUAUUACACGAAAUAUUAGCAUGUAGCAUAGCAUUAAUCGCAUUUUAUGGUACGUUGAUGACACUUGUGACAUAUGUAUGGCAUGCGUGUGCACUAUUUAAAAUCGCAAGUUAUCACAUAGAGAAUGCUGUCGAGAAAAGUGCGUUAGCGAUUUUAGAAAGACAGAAUCUAUUUUGUCAGAGAAUUAUAUAUGCAGUUUUCAUUCAUCGAAGAGCAAUCGAGUUUACCAAUCUUCUUGCAUCUAGUUUUACGGUAUUAUUCGCCAUUCUGAUUUUUGUUGGUGUCAGCUCUUUAAGUUUAUGUCUUUUUCAAUUUCGUCAAUUGAUAACAUUAACGUAUAAUAUGAUAGAUAUAUUGAUAUUUGCUUUCUUGAUUUUUAUGCAGUUGGCUUAUAUGUUUAUCACUAAUUACGCGGGACAAAUGGUAAUAGAUCAUGGAACAAAGCUGUUCCAAGCAAUUUAUAAUGGAAUGUGGUAUGCAGCACCAUUGCAUACGCAGAAAAUAUUAUUAUUUAUAAUGCAAAAAGUAGCGGUAAAUAUUAAUUUAGGAUAUAGUAGCAUAUUUGCCCUUUCCUUGAAAGGUUUUACUACGCUUGUAAAUGCGGCAGUAUCCUACUUCUUAAUGAUUUAUUCUUUGCGAGAAUAG
Cataglyphis hispanica is the source of this 1462-nucleotide messenger RNA. RefSeq lists its product as uncharacterized. NCBI's taxonomy places the organism in Eukaryota, Metazoa, Arthropoda, Insecta, Hymenoptera, Formicidae. The transcript is spliced from 9 exons. Gene Ontology annotation, molecular function: odorant binding; olfactory receptor activity. Gene Ontology annotation, biological process: sensory perception of smell; detection of chemical stimulus involved in sensory perception of smell. Bases 263 to 1462 code for a protein of 399 amino acids. Gene Ontology annotation, cellular component: plasma membrane. The record is from RefSeq and is a predicted model, not a curated record.